AUGUCUGUCUUUGGCUCAGUUUAUGACCCAUUCUUUGACUACGACCCACUUUUUGAUCUUGACUUGGGUUGGCCGUGGACUGGCGGUUACGUUAGUGAUCGCGGUUCUACCAGUGGUCUUCGCGGUACUCGAGGCGUCGGUGCUCAAGGUGGCGAUGUUGCCCGUGAUGAACGUGGUGGUCAAAGAGACGUGGAUCGAGCUGUUGAUUACGGUGGUGAAACAGACUCAUUUGUUCGUCGUAUUCCUAUUCAAGAUCGUGUUCCACGCCAUGCCAGUUCCAGAGUCAUGACCGAAAGGGAAGGUGAUGUAGUCUGGAGACCCGCUACUGAUGUUCUUGCAAACGAUAAUGAAUUCAUUAUUCAUGUGGAUCUUCCUGGUGUCCCAAAAUCAGACAUCCAGAUUGAUUUACGUGAUCGUGAGCUCGUGAUCCAAGGUGAAUCUAAACAACAUGAAGCCUAUAAGGCUGCCAGUUCUCGCGUUCGCGAACGAAGCAUUGGCAAAUUCCGCAAACACGUGUAUUUGCCGCGUAACAUGACUUUGGACAAAGAUCAUAUUCAGGCCGAAUUCAAUAACGGAUUAUUGGAAAUCAAGAUUCCUCGUACUGGCGAGAAACAAACUACCAUCAGCAUCCAAUAA
Messenger RNA from Ambispora leptoticha, 636 nucleotides. NCBI's taxonomy places the organism in Eukaryota, Fungi, Glomeromycota, Glomeromycetes, Archaeosporales, Ambisporaceae. The record is from the annotation of a GenBank genome assembly.